Messenger RNA from Hyaena hyaena (striped hyena), 3606 nucleotides. RefSeq names its product inositol polyphosphate multikinase (gene IPMK). The record is from RefSeq and is a predicted model, not a curated record. Gene Ontology annotation, biological process: inositol phosphate biosynthetic process. NCBI's taxonomy places the organism in Eukaryota, Metazoa, Chordata, Mammalia, Carnivora, Hyaenidae. Bases 332 to 1588 code for a protein of 418 amino acids. The transcript has 6 exons. Gene Ontology annotation, molecular function: inositol tetrakisphosphate kinase activity; inositol-1,4,5-trisphosphate 3-kinase activity. Gene Ontology annotation, cellular component: nucleus; cytoplasm.
GACGCCGUCAGGGCCCCAGGGAGCACGGGGCGCCGCGGCUGCCUCUCUCCGUCUCGGUUCGGUCUCUGGGGCUGCGGUGGCAACUGUGGCCGCAGCGGCAGAGCAGCGGGAGUCGGGAGCUGCGCUCUGCCGAGAGUUGGGCAGGGGAACGCCUGCGCCUCCGCGGCGUCAUGGGCCCCAUUCCCGGGCCUCAACGGGCACCAGCCGCGGGAACCCCCGGGCCUCCUCGCGUCCAAGCCUGAGCGACCCCCGGGUUCUCCGGCUCCCCCUCCCUCCGCGCUAUUUUUUUUUUUUCCUGCUCUCGCCGCAGCCACAGCUUCAGCUCUGCGUUAUGGCAACGGAGCCGCCAUCCCCUCUCCGACUCGAGGCUCCUGGCCCCCACGAAAUACGGACCCCACCCGUGAGCGAGCCCCCUCUCGAGGGCUUCCCGAAACCGACAGGCGGCAGGCUCCGCUUCCUCAACGGUUGCGUGCCCCUCUCUCAUCAGGUGGCCGGGCACAUGUACGGAAAGGACAAAGUGGGUAUACUGCAACAUCCAGAUGGCACAGUUUUGAAACAGUUACAGCCACCUCCAAGGGGUCCAAGAGAGCUGGAAUUCUAUAAUAUGGUAAGUGAGGUUUAUGCUGCUGAUUGUACUGAUGGUGUUCUUUUAGAGCUACGAAAAUAUUUGCCAAAAUAUUAUGGCAUCUGGUCACCUCCUGCUGCACCAAAUGAUUUAUACCUAAAACUGGAAGAUGUGACCCAUAAAUUUAAUAAGCCCUGUAUAAUGGAUGUAAAGAUAGGGCGAAAGAGUUAUGAUCCUUUUGCCUCAUCUGAGAAGAUUAAGCAACAGGUCAGCAAGUACCCAUUAAUGGAAGAGAUUGGGUUCUUGGUGCUUGGCAUGAGGGUUUACCAUGUUCAUUCUGACAACUAUGAGACACAAAACCAGCACUAUGGAAGAAGCUUAACGAAAGAAACUCUAAAGGAUGGAGUCUCCAGGUUUUUUCAUAAUGGGUUCUGCUUAAGAAAAGAUGCUGUUGUUGCCAGUAUUCAGAAGAUUCAGAAUAUUCUGCAAUGGUUUGAAAAUCAGAAGCAGCUUAACUUUUAUGCAAGUUCAUUACUAUUUGUUUAUGAAGGUUCAUCUCGGCCAACUACUACAAAAUCAAAUGACAGAACUUUGGUAGAAAAGUUUUUGUCCAAAGGACAAUUGUCAGACACAGAUGUACUAGAGUACAAUAAUAACUUUCAUGUGUUAAAUUCCACAGAGAAUGGAAAAAUAGAUGCUUCAGUAGGCAAAAGCUUGUCCAAGAUGUAUGCUCGUCACAGAAAAAUGUAUUCAAAAAAUCACAGUCAGACUUCAUUGAAAGUUGAAAAUAUAGAACAAGACAAUGGAUGGAAAAGCAUGUCACAGGAACAUUUAAAUGGAAAUGUGCUUUCCCAGCUGGAAAAAGUUUUCUGCCAUCUUCCCACUGGUUGCCAAGAGAUCUCAGAAGCAGAAGUGCGAAUGAUAGAUUUUGCUCAUGUAUUCCCUAGCAACACAGUGGAUGAAGGAUAUGUUUAUGGGCUGAAGCAUUUAAUUACUGUACUGCAAAGUAUUUUAGAAAAUUGAAUCCUUUGCUGUGGUCUUUUUAAGGGAUGGAGCAAUCAUAAUAAAAGCAGCAGUCAAUAUCUCUACACUUGUAAAGCUAUGUAAAAAAUUUAUAUUGUGAGUCUACCUUUUGUCUUUAUACUUUUGGUAGAAGGGUUAUCUUUUCUAUAAUCUUACUCAGGAAAAGUAUCUGUUCAUUAGAAAACUAUGAAGAAUAAACUUAGGAAUGUUAAGCAGGGAAUGUGGUGGUACAUGGCUUAAACAUCUAUUUGGCUCAAGCAAAAUGCAAACCCUUAUUCAGUCAUUAAGAGUUUAUUUAGCUUUCUGUAGCCAAUUUGUCAUGAAAUUUCUGCCCACCCAACCUUGACAAUGAGCCAUAUCUAAACUCAUUAUUAGAACACUUUUAAAAAUCUAGAAAGCACAGGUUGAUGUCCUUAGUAUUGCUAUGAAUGAAGUUAUUAAAACUGGAGAAAAUUCUACUUCAGAAAGUUAAGUACUGUUUAGGUUUUAUAUUAAAAGUUCAGACCAGCAUAUCAAAAGGUGCUUCUUAGUAAAGUGAUUUAGAAUUACUGCAUUCCAAAAGCAGAUUUUCUCUUUAAUUUCUGUUUAUGUGCAUGUUUCAAAACAUUAUGUAAAGAUAAUUGAAAUGAACAACAACAACAACAACAAAAAUCUUGAAAUUAAAGCCACUAAUAAUUAUUCUUGCCGGGGUUAGGAGAAGAGAGAAGUCAUUUGCAAGGAACAAAAUGUAUUUCUUUUAAAAUCUUUCUUUGAGGCAAAAAUUAGAAAAUGUAUUUACUACAUUGUGAAAAAUGUUAUAAAGCAUAUCUUUUCAAAAGGUAGAUGAUUGUCUUUCUCUUAUUUUUCCUCUAAAGAGCUUUUGAGAAUUUUCUCUUUCAAAAUUCAUGUAUUUAUGUGUCCCCAUUUAGUUAAGCAGUAGUAUAUAUUGCCAAAAAGUAUUUCUUAGAAUUCUGAUAAGCAGUGAAGGACAUCACCCAGUAUUGUGUUAUCAAAAGUACCACAGGUAAUUAGUACAUCUCUAUAAGUUUGAUGCAUAUCUAAAUCCAUGCUUCUAUUUCAUUCUUACUCAAAACAGUUUUAUAUCCUAUUCCAGAUAGAAAUUAUAAUUUAAAUUGUGAUGGGUGGGAAAAUAGAUUCUUAAGUAUUAUCUGUGUUUCACAUCUACUACCCUUUAAAAGAUAAGUAGUCAUUUGUUAUUGAAAACAUUUGAAACUUUGAAAUUAAAUUUGCCGAUAUGUUAGAUAUUUAUGAAAGCAUUACUUGCACUUUGACUCACUAAUAACACAUCUAAGUAAUAGUUUUGCUGUAUUCUUGGAAAAUGGUUUAUAUUCGUGAGCUGUUUAACUUUCUCCCCUCUUUUUCCCCUAGAAUUACAAAUUAAACUUUUAAAUCUAAGCUUCAUUUUUUUUAGUGGGAAGUAUCACAAUUUUGUGUUUAUCUCACCUUCCCAGUCUAAAUGUUCUUCACAAAUAUCUGAGCACAAACAGAGGUACCAAAUGCUCUGUGAGUUCUAUGCUUAGUAUUUCUAGUAAGCCUGAAUAACUUAAAAAUUUUACACAUUAUAGUAUAAUUUGUUUUAAAUUUUUUAUUUAGAGUCGGAAUAAGUAUUUUCCAUACAGACUUCAUAUUUUUAUCUACUGCCUCAGUGUGUAUUGGCAGUAGCUCUUUCUGUGUACAGAUGUAUUUCAAGUCCUAAUAGUCAAAAAAUUUUUAUUUUAAUUCUUUUCUCCUACAGCAUAGACUUUUGUUGUUGUUGUUGUUGUUGUUAUUUGGACAGUGGUUCAGUAAGUCUUAAGCUCAGAUAAUUAACAAUUUUGGGUCUUAACAAGGGUUAUUUUGAAAGGGGAUGGUAUCAGAUUAUGUACAAUGAAUUUAAUAAAUUUAAAUAUUACCAGAUCUUUUGCACAUUUUAGCUCAAUAAAUUGUGAAUCAACUGUUCCAGAUUUUCUUUACCCAUAUGUAGAAAUACAAUUUUGUAAAAAUCAGUGUCUUACAUUUUUGAUACAAUAGAUUUUUUU